Molecule: messenger RNA, 1819 nt
Organism: Orbicella faveolata
Lineage: Eukaryota; Metazoa; Cnidaria; Anthozoa; Scleractinia; Merulinidae
Product: microtubule-associated protein RP/EB family member 1-like
Molecular function (GO): microtubule binding
Source: RefSeq, a predicted model, not a curated record
ACGUAAAUGACGUCAAAGAGACUGCACUGCGUGACGUCUACUAGAUGUCGCCCCUUCAUGGUCCCCAUCAUGUAUUCUUCAUCGAAUAUCCCACGAGGGGCACUGGGCGCUAUCGGUCCUCCCAUGCCGAACCAGUUUCGUGGUUCAACCAAAAUGGCGGUUAACGUGCAUAGCACCAGUUGUACUACAGACAACCUUAGUCGACAUGAUAUGCUACAGUGGAUCAACGAUAGUCUACAACUAAAGUACACCAAAAUUGAACAGUUAUGUUCGGGUGCUGCUUAUUGUCAGUUUAUGGACAUGCUUUUCAUGGACUGCGUAAACCUGAGCAAAGUGAAGUUUGCAUCGAAUCAAGAACAUGAAUUCAUCACUAACUGGAAGAUAUUGCAAAAGGCAUUCAAAGCCGCUGGUGUAGAUAAGCAAAUUCCAGUUGAAAGGCUGGUCAAAGGAAAAUUUCAGGAUAACUUUGAGUUCGUUCAGUGGUUCAAAAGGUUUUUUGAUGCAAACUAUUCAGGUCCUGACCCUGAAUAUGACCCUGUGAAAGCACGGCAUGGUAAAACAGACACCCCACAAAUUGCUUUACCACGAAAAAGCUCAGGACCACCCAGAGCCAUGCCAGCAAUGGCUAAAAACCCUGCACCUGCAAAAGGAACAUAUGCAUCCAAACCUGCAGCAAGUGGUCCAACCAGGCUUGGUGGCAGAGGUGGAGCACCAGGGCCAGGUAGACCAGCUCAGCAGCCUUCUCGUCCCACGGGAGGAGCUGGUGGGGCCUCUGCUGCUCUGGCAAAGAGUGAGGCUCAAAUACAAGAACUUACUAAUGAGCUUACUGCACUGCAGUUGACAGUGGAAGGAUUAGAAAAGGAAAGAGAUUUUUACUUUGGUAAAUUACGAGACAUUGAAGUUCAGUGCCAGGAAGAGGAGGAUGCUCCUGCUGGCAGUGUUAUUGACAAGAUCAAAGCAAUUCUUUAUGCAACUGAGGAGGGUUUUGCUCCACCAGAGGAAGUUGGAAAUGAUGUAGAUGAGUUUGGUUAUGAUGAUGAACAGGAAGAGUAUUAGUGUAAUCUUAGUGUUACUCAUGCUUUUGAGUGCGAUCAGCUAAAUCAUUCACUGAACAGACUUAAUGGCUUGAAUGAAAUUUUUUUUAUUGAAAUAGUUUCUUUUAAUCAAGUGCCAGAACAUUAAGAAAACAGUAAUUGCUGUCAGGUUUAAAGUGAACUGAUCGACUCUUAAGUUUCUAUCAUUUAGUAUUUUUGUAUCAUAAUAAAUAACAAGAAAAUAUGAUCUCAGUAACCUGAAGACCAACAAUUUUCCUUUGCGAGGACUGAGAAAUCAGAAUGAAUGUUUCUCUUCUUGUCCUAUAUGGAAAUAGCUUGUUCUGUCAAACUAAUCAUAAGCUCUUAAAGAUCUAUACAGCCGCAGGUAUACUUCACACCACUCAAGGCCAUCAAGAAUAGUGAACUCUCAAAGAAUAGGCCAUGUAUAUCAAUACUCUAACAUGGACAAAAUUACAAAUUUGUGAAGUUUCCUUUGUCUUUCAUUGCCCAAGAGGCUUUGAUACAAAGAAAAAAUACCACCAAAUAUAGAAGUUUGUCCUGAAAGCCUCAGAGCCAUUUUAAAUUAAUUAUUGAUAUGUUGAACAUGGCCUAUUCCAAAGCAAGGCAGGAAGGUAGCUCAACUGACCAAGUCUACAACAAAAAUAUCAGUGAGCAAGUGUCAUUUUGAUGUUUGGUCAAUUUGGUCUUUAAAACAUUGAAUUGCCUAGAGUUUAAGUAUAAUAGACUUGGAAUAAAAGAGUGUGCUAACUACAGCUGGAUAGUGA